CCUGAACUUCCGCAUUAAGCAGGAAGAAGUCAAGAGUCAAGACCCAGAUGCAAUCCACAUCAACACACCCAACGCCGCCUGUAUGUGACUGUUUUGUUGGUGUUCAGCUUUAUUAGAGAGUAGUAAUUUGAGGUGGAACUGACGCCCAUGAAGCUGUUAUCUUGAAACUAACUGGUGAAACUUGGAUUAAUACAUUUGGAAAGAUGGAUGACAUUGACGCCAUGUUCAGUGACCUGCUGGGGGAGAUGGACCUCCUCACUCAGAGUCUCGGUCAGGAAACUGUACCUCCUGCGUCCCUCAGCAGCACCAACAAGGAAACCAACUACUCCAUGAGCUACACUGACCUGAAUGACUCCCUCCAUGAAUUGGAAGACACCGAUUUGGAUGCGCUCAUGGCGGAUUUGGUUGCGGACCUGAAUGCUACGGAACAGAAACUUGCAGCAGAGAUGCAAGGUCUGAAAGUGCCAUCACCGCCCCCGCCUGACCUGCCACCCCCGCCUCAGGGCCUGAGCCCCCGUCCCACCUCCUCACCCGUUUCCCCAGCAUCACCAGCGAUCAGCACCAGCAGCAAUGUUAGCACCCCCACCUCCUCCACCACCUCCCCUUUACCACCUCCUCAGACUGCAAAGCCUACAAGGGAGGAAAUCGAGGCGCAGAUGAAAGCAGACAAAAUCAAGCUGGCUCUUGAGAAGCUCAAGGAAGCUAAAGUAAAAAAGUUGGUGGUGAAGGUGCUGAUGAAUGACGGCAGCGCGAAGACUCUGAUGGUGGAUGAGAGGCAGAGCGUGAGGGAAGUUCUGGACAACCUGUUUGAGAAAACUCAUUGUGACUGUAACGUGGACUGGAGCCUGUGUGAAACCAACCCUGAACUGCAACUUGAACGUACGUUUGAAGACCAUGAGAACCUUGUGGAGCCACUCUUAGCAUGGACAAGAGACAGCGAGAACAAACUACUCUUUCAGGAGCGAGGGGAAAAAUAUGAGGUUUUCAAAAACCCACAGAACUUUUAUCUAUGGAAGAAGGAUAAGAAAUCUCUCAAAGACAUGAAAGACCAAGACAAGGAGUUACUAAUCCAGGAGAACUUCUGCGGGACUUCCAUCAUUGUGCCUGAUCUUGAGGGGGUGAUGCACCUCAAAGACGACGGCAAGAAGUCCUGGAAACCAAAGCUCUUCCAACUGAGGGCCUCGGGAAUUUAUUAUGUGCCCAAAGGGAAAACCAAGUCAUCCCGUGACCUGGUCUGCUUUGUCCAGUUUGACAAUGUAAAUGUCUACUACGGUAAAGACUUUAAGGGCAAAUACAAAGCCCCAACUGACUGCUGCUUUUUUCUGAAGCACCCUCAGAUCCAAAAAGAGUCUCAGUACAUUAAGUACCUCUGCUGCGAUGAUGAAAAUGCAAUGAACCUUUGGGUAACCGGAAUACGGAUUGCGAAGUAUGGUAAGUCGCUGUAUGAAAACUAUAAAACCGCAGAGAGGAAGGCAGCCGUCGGCUCUGCUUGGACAAACUGCAGCACUCCAUCCAGCUCCAACCCAUCAACACCCUCACCCACCAUCAGAGCUAAAUCACCCAGCCAGGCCAACGGUCAUGUUCCCACGCUGCCACCAGGACCUAUUACCAAGGACUUCGGAAAUGUCCCACCCCCACCCCCACCUCCACCCCCACCCCCUCCUAUGGCCAAUUUCCUUCCCCCACCACCUCCAGAACCAGUCCGACCUUCUCCACCUCCUUUGGCUCCCAAGAGUUCCUCAAAACCAGCCCUCCCCCAGCGGCACCUGCCCACCAACUUCCCCCCACCUCCACCUGCAAUGGGAGGCCUUCCUCCUCCACCGUUGGCGCCACCCAUGGAUGAUGCCUCGGAGGCCCCGCCCGACUUCCUCCCACCCCCUCCUCGAUCCACUGGCUUUGGUUCCCUGCCUCCUCCUCCGAUGAACUCCCUACCACCGCCGCCUCCCCCAAUGAGUAUGGACCUGCCUCCUCCACCGCCAGAUCCAGGGUUUUUACCUCCGCCUCCACCAAUGUUCACUGGAGCUGGAGCACCCCCUCCACCUCCACCUCCCCCUCCCCCUCCACCUGCUGCCCCAAGAGCCCCGGUCCAGUCCGGCUCAGUGAGGAAGGUACCGCCUGCUCCGCCAAAGAGGUCUACUCCAUCGCUGCAGGGAGGAGCGGGAGGAGGUGGAGACUUCAUGUCAGAACUGAUGCUGGCCAUGAACAAGAAGCGUUAAAAAAAAAAAACUGUGGACUUCUCCAACAUGAAGCCAGGGGAGAUCAAUAUGGACUUCACAUCCAUUCUAACAACUUAUCCUAGACAUAAUCAUGCAUGAAUUAAGUAAAAGUGUAAAUAUUCUUAAGAACAAAGAGAUUAAAAAAUGUUUUAUGUAAAA
Molecule: messenger RNA, 2375 nt
Organism: Trematomus bernacchii (emerald rockcod)
Lineage: Eukaryota; Metazoa; Chordata; Actinopteri; Perciformes; Nototheniidae
Gene: apbb1ip
Product: amyloid beta (A4) precursor protein-binding, family B, member 1 interacting protein
Exons: 14
Coding region: 204-2216 (670 amino acids)
Biological process (GO): signal transduction
Cellular component (GO): plasma membrane; cytosol
Source: RefSeq, a predicted model, not a curated record